UUCUUUUUCAUACAUACAUACAUGAACGCAUUGGAAGCAGUCGCAAUGAAAAUGAUAGAGAAAACAAAGAAUUUUUUUUCUGAAUAUACAACACCACAAAAAUUAGUGGUAAAAUCCAGCAAAAUCGGAGUGCUUUAUCGUUUAUAUCAGUUAACAGCGAUACCAUAUGCUCUUUGGUAUGUGGCUUUGAUUGGAGGCCACCAGGAGACUGAUACCAUCCUAAGCUCUGUGACAACUAAAGUGAAAGGCAUCGCUCUAACAAACACUACCGAGCUUGGUGAACAGAUCUGGGAUGUGGCUGACUACAUCAUUCCAGCUCAGGAGGACGGCUCAUUCUUUCUGAUGACCAACAUGAUCAUCACACCAAACCAAACACAGUCAAAAUGUGCAGAGUAUCCAACCCCAAAAUCCAUUUGCACAUCUGACAUGAACUGCACCAAAGGCUUUAAAGAUCUUCAAGGGAAUGGUGUUCAGACAGGCAGAUGUGUCCAUUACUCUGAGUCUGUGAAGACUUGUGAAGUGUUGGGCUGGUGUCCUGUGGAAAAGAAAGUUGAACCUCCAAAUCCAGCACUCCUGGCAGAUGCUGAAAACUUCACAGUAUUCAUAAAGAACAAUAUUCAAUUCACCAAAUUUAACUUCAGCAAAACUAAUAUCCUACCAAAGAUGACCAGGUCCUACUUGGCAAAUUGUGCGUUGAAAAGAAAUAUGGACCCUGACUGCCCAAUUUUCAGAAUCAAAUAUAUUUUUGAAGAAGCACGAGAGGAUUUUCAGACCAUGGCAGUCUAUGGGGGAGUAAUGGCAGUGCAGAUCCAGUGGGAAUGUAACCUUGAUUUGAACUUGUGUGCUCCUCAGUACUCUUUCCGAAGACUAGACAAGAAGGGGCCUAAUAGUAGUGAACCCUCAGUGCACAACUUACGGUAAAGGAGAGGUGAUUCCUGAAGAAAGAAUC
Messenger RNA from Carassius auratus (goldfish), 949 nucleotides. Its product is annotated as P2X purinoceptor 4-like. The transcript is spliced from 8 exons. The record is from RefSeq and is a predicted model, not a curated record. Gene Ontology annotation, biological process: calcium ion transmembrane transport; response to ATP. Bases 22 to 921 code for a protein of 299 amino acids. Gene Ontology annotation, molecular function: extracellularly ATP-gated monoatomic cation channel activity; purinergic nucleotide receptor activity. Gene Ontology annotation, cellular component: plasma membrane. NCBI's taxonomy places the organism in Eukaryota, Metazoa, Chordata, Actinopteri, Cypriniformes, Cyprinidae.